Messenger RNA from Lagopus leucura (white-tailed ptarmigan), 1098 nucleotides. RefSeq names its product apolipoprotein O (gene APOO). Gene Ontology annotation, cellular component: MICOS complex. The record is from RefSeq and is a predicted model, not a curated record. Bases 79 to 738 code for a protein of 219 amino acids. Gene Ontology annotation, biological process: cristae formation. The transcript is spliced from 9 exons. NCBI's taxonomy places the organism in Eukaryota, Metazoa, Chordata, Aves, Galliformes, Phasianidae.
GACGUCAUCACAACGCGACGACGCGCUGUUUUACGUCAUAACUGCGACUGGCGGGUGUAGCAGUAGCCGGGCGGCACCAUGCUCAAGGUAAUUCGGCUGGGGGCCACCCCAGUAAGCCUGAGCUUGCUUUCUAUCCAGGUUUAUGCUUCCUCUUCAGAGAAGGGAACGUCCAAAAAAGUGUUGCUGAAAAUUGAUGAGCUGUCACUCUACUCCUCUCCAGCUCGUGAGACUAAAUAUGUGGAGAAUCCACAAACCCAAUUGGAGGAGGGGGUUUCACAGCUACGGCAUGCUAUGGAGCCAUACACAGCCUGGUGCCAGGAUCUUUAUGCCAAAGCUAUGCCCAAAUUAGAGAAAGCUGUUGAGCAUGGUAGAGAGGGCUGUGAAUUUCUGCAAAACCCCCCUGCUGGAUUUUACCCUAGGCUCGGUGUGGUAGGUUUUGCUGGAAUUCUUGGAUUGUUUCUUGCCAGAGGAUCAAAAAUAAAGAAGUUGGUGUAUCCUGCAGGUUUCAUGAGUAUUGGUGCUUCCAUGUAUUAUCCUCAACAAGCAGUUGCUAUUGCAAAGGUUGCUGGUACCCAUCUGUAUGACUGGAGUCUUCAGGGAUAUAUUGCUGUAGAAUCUCUUUGGAAGGAUAAUCCUAAAAAGAAGAAGUCUGGGAAAAAAGGUGAUAAGAAUGAAGUGGAGGGUGACAAGCCCCUGGAAGUCCACGCCGCUUCAAAUGAAGAGCGAGCCCUGAAGUAGAACACCAGAUCACUUGAUGUCAAACAGUUGUGCCCUUUUGACUUCAGGCGAAUAAAAAUAUAGAUAGAAGCAACGAGUUCCUAGGAAAAAGAGGACAGCCAUUGGAAUCCAUUUUGAAUGUGACUAAUCUGCCUUCUGCCUCAGGAAAGACUGCCAAUGUGCUGCUUGGGCUUCUGCAAUGGUAUUUGUGAAAGGACGCUGUAUUUUGGGUCAAUCUUGAGACCUUGUCCUCUGUUCUGCAGUGGGAGUUAAGUCUGCCAUGCUUGUCCUGUUGCAGGAUCAGCACCGCAAGUAGCAAGUCCCAAAAUUCCUCAGUCUUGUUAUUAUUUAUGUAUAAAAUAAAAUUCCUAUUACAUAAAA